Messenger RNA from Sesamum indicum (sesame), 2231 nucleotides. Its product is annotated as nicotinate phosphoribosyltransferase 2. NCBI's taxonomy places the organism in Eukaryota, Viridiplantae, Streptophyta, Magnoliopsida, Lamiales, Pedaliaceae. Gene Ontology annotation, molecular function: nicotinate phosphoribosyltransferase activity. Gene Ontology annotation, biological process: NAD+ biosynthetic process via the salvage pathway. Gene Ontology annotation, cellular component: cytosol. The record is from RefSeq and is a predicted model, not a curated record.
CUCUUGUUAACACACUCUCCUGGAGCUGUGCAGCAGCCAGGGUCCAGUCAUUUGCCUGAGAACCCCAAACUUUUGGCCAAAGGACACUCUUCUUUUGCGCCCCUAACCUUUUCGGUUUGCGUAUUUGUUUUUGCCUCCGACUGUAGCUCACCAUAUUUAUUCUCUCCACCACCACCAUCUCGCUCUUGUCUCAUUGCACCGCAUUACUUUCUUCUUUAACUUUUCUCAGUCCUGGUAUAUAUGCUUACAAAUGCAUACUUGCGCGGAGAGAUUUGAAUUGAUGUAAACACGUAUGCCUUCAUCGUUUUUAACGAUAGCAAGCCUCUUCCGCCACGUUUUGAUGCGAAUAUACCAGCUUCUCUGUGAAUAUUUAUAAUUGGAGGCAGAGCUUUUUGGGAAGGAUUGAAUUACAGUGUAUUCUUUGGAUAAAAUAAAGAUGGCGGCGGCGGUUGUGGAGGCGAACGGGCUUAAGAAGCAGGAGAAGGGCGCCGGCGGCAUUGACGGACCUACCAAUCCUAUGGUGACGCCUCUCUUGACGGAUCUUUAUCAGUUCACCAUGGCGUAUGCUUACUGGAAAGCCGGCAAGCACAGUGAACGCGCAGUGAUUAUUAACUUGAGUCCUAGUCGUGCAUGUGUGUUUCUCGAGGUUGUUGCAUUUAAUGGUGCUGAAAUUCAUGUUUCUUCUGAGAGGUUUGACUUGUAUUUUAGGAGGAACCCAUUUGGUGGGGAGUACACAGUUUUUGCUGGUCUAGAAGAGUGUAUAAGGUUAAUUGCUAACUUUAAAUUCACAGAGGAUGAGAUUGCUUUUAUUCAAGCCUCCUUACCCUCAUCAUGCGAGAUUGGCUUCUACAACUACCUUCGUGGAUUAGAUUGUUCUGAUGUGGAGAUACAUGCCAUUUCUGAAGGAUUUGUUGUAUUUCCAAAGAUACCAUUGAUGAGGGUUGAAGGACCAGUAGCUGUGGUCCAAUUGCUUGAAACGCCUCUUGUUAAUCUUAUAAAUUAUGCAUCAUUGGUUGCUACAAAUGCUGCAAGGCAUCGAUUUGUUGCUGGGAAGUCCAAACUUCUUCUUGAAUUUGGGCUGCGGAGGGCACAGGGACCUGAUGGGGGCAUAGGAGCAUCAAAGUAUUGCUAUAUGGGUGGAUUUGAUGCGACAAGCAAUGUUGCUGCCGGAAAAUUAUUUGGAAUACCACUCCGCGGAACACAUUCCCAUGCCUUUGUCAGCUCGUUUAUGAGCCCUGAUGAGAUUACUGAGAAGUCACUCAAGAGUGCUGAUGGGCCAAAUGUUUGUGAGGAUUUUGUUGGUUUGGUGCAGGCAUGGUUAAGCAAAUUAAAGUGGUCGAAGUUGUUAGGUGGAAUUUUUGGCGAAACGAAUCAAAGUGAAUUAGCUGCCUUCGCCUCAUACGCCCUUGCAUUUCCAAAAAACUUUUUAGCUCUGGUUGACACAUAUGAUGUUAUGAGAAGCAGCAUUCCUAAUUUUUGUGCAGUUGCUCUAGCUUUAAAUGAUUUAGGGUAUAAAGCAUUAGGUAUUAGACUGGACUCUGGUGACCUUGCUUACCAGUCAUGUGAGGCUCGAAAAUUCUUUCAGGCAAUUGAAAAGGAAUUCGGAGUGCCAGAUUUUGGAAGGACAAGUAUUACUGCAAGUAAUGACCUGAAUGAAGAAACUUUAGAUGCUUUAAACAAACAGGGUCACGAAGUUGAUGCAUUUGGAAUUGGAACACAUUUGGUCACAUGCUAUGCUCAACCCGCCCUAGGCGUUGUCUUCAAAUUGGUUGAAAUAAAUAACCAGCCACGCAUCAAGCUUUCGGAAGAUGUUUCAAAGGUCUCAAUUCCAUGCAAAAAAAGAUGUUACAGGUUAUAUGGGAAGGAAGGUUAUCCUCUUGUGGACAUUAUGACAGGGGAAAGUGAACCAUCGCCAAAGGUAGGUGAGCGUAUAUUGUGUCGCCAUCCUUUUAAUGAAUCCAAGAGAGCAUAUGUGGUGCCACAGCGUGUAGAAGAGCUUAUGAAGUGUUAUUGGCCUGGUAGAUCAGGAAAAGAUAGAGAAGAGUUACCACCUAUUAAUCUGAUUAGAGAACGAUGCAUUAAACAAUUGGAGCAGAUGCGACCUGACCACAUGAGAAGGUUGAACCCAACACCAUAUAAGGUGAGUGUAAGUGCAAAAUUAUACGACUUCAUACAUUUCCUGUGGCUCAAUGAAGCACCUGUGGGAGAGUUGCAGUGAGCGUAAAUGCAAG